AUGGCUUCUACUACAUUAAGAGUUGCUUAUGUUCCAGAACAUUUCUCAACUCCAUUAUUUUUAGCUGAAAAACAAGGCUAUUAUUUAAAUGCUAAUUUAAAAAUUGAAUUUACUCCAGUUAAAGAAGGAAGUGGUAAAUUAAUUCAAUUAUUAAAUUCAAAUGAAAUUGAUAUUGCAAUUGGUUUAACUGAAGCUUUUAUUGCUAAUAUAGGUCAAGGUAAUGAUAAAAUUAAACUUUUAGAUACUUAUGUAUUAUCUCCUUUAUUAUGGGCAAUAAGUACUGGUUAUAAUAGAGAUGAAUUGAAAUCAGCUUCUGAUCUAAAUGAAGCAAGUAAUGUUGGUAUUUCAAGAUAUGGUUCUGGUUCAUAUAUAAUGAGUUUUGUAUUAGCUCAAGAACAAUUAAAAUUACAAUCUGGUUUUUCUAAUUUUAAUGAAUUAUCAAAUUUUUUAAAUUUAAGAAAUGCAGUUAAUUCAAAAGAUGCUGAUUUUUUCAUGUGGGAAUAUUUCACAUCAAAGAAAUAUUAUGAUAAUAAAGAAAUUAAAAAGAUUGGUGAAAUUUAUACUCCUUGGCCAUCUUGGGUAAUUACAAGUACUUCAAAAAUAUACAAUGAAGAUAAAGAAAGUUUGAAAAAAUUUAUAAAUGCAGUUUUUAAAGGUAUUAAUUAUUUUAAUGAGCAUAAAGAAGAAUCAAUUGAAUAUAUUUAUAAUAAUUUUGAUUAUUCAAAAGAAGAUGCUCAAGAAUGGAUUAAAACUGUUAAAUUUAAUUAUAAAUUAGGUAGUGAAGGCUCUUUAAAUUAUAAAGAGAUUGUUGAAAAUACUUCAGAUAUUUUAAAAAUUGCUGGUGUUUUGAAAGACAGUGAUGAAGUUAUUGAAUCAAGAUUACGAGCGCAUGUAAUUUCAAAUUGA
Insectozyma verbasci is the source of this 906-nucleotide messenger RNA. The record is from the annotation of a GenBank genome assembly. Lineage: Eukaryota; Fungi; Ascomycota; Pichiomycetes; Serinales; Debaryomycetaceae.